Molecule: messenger RNA, 2028 nt
Organism: Pollicipes pollicipes
Lineage: Eukaryota; Metazoa; Arthropoda; Thecostraca; Pollicipedomorpha; Pollicipedidae
Exons: 2
Coding region: 342-1559 (405 amino acids)
Source: RefSeq, a predicted model, not a curated record
CCGUGUGCCAGCCCCUCGGUGCGCGGCUGCCUGUGAGCGAACAGCGCACCCGACAACAGCUGCUUGCCGACGACGGACAGCAGCUGGUCGCUGACGGCAGAUAGCAGCUACUCGCUGACGGCGGACAACAGCUGCUCGUUGACGGCACACAACAGCUACUCGCUGACGGCGGACGGCAUAUUCUCCCUGGACACCAGCCUCCAGUGGACAAGCCGCCAGGUGGAUAACCGCCCCGGGCGAGCCGGGCGUGCACGGCCGCGCGUGCAGACGAGCCUCUGUCGGAGGACGGGCGCCAAGUGGCGCCAUCAGCUGCAGACUAACUGCCCAACCCUUCGGUCGCCAUGCUGUGGCAGGCGGCGGCGGCGGCGGCGGCGGCAGCGCUGCUGUUGCUCUGCCGGUGGAUCGUGGCUUUCAGCCGUCGAACACCGCAGCGCAUGUUCGCCGUGUACACGCAGCCGGACGCCUCCUUCUACCCGAAGAUGGCCGCGUUCUGGCUGCUGCUGCGCCUGCGCCGACUGUGGGGGUCUCCCGGCGGCGGCGGCGAGCAGGCCGGCUACGGCCCGCUGGCCGAGGCGCCCCAGAGCCUGGACGCCGUGCUGAUCCAGGGCGCCGACGGCGCCGGCGCCUGGCUGGUGGCGGCGAUGGCGCGCCGGCCCCACGGGGUGCUGAACGUGAUCGGCAUCGUCUCGCUGCCAGGCGUGGGCACGCUGCUGCUGCCCCGCCACCCGGACACCACGCUGUUCGGCGGCGAGACGGCCCACGCCGGCGGCGGCUUCUCCUUCCGCCGUAUGGAGCCGAUGCGCCGCUGGAAGCUCGACUUCACCGGCCAGAUGCGCGUCAGCGAGAGCGGCGCGCUGGUGGACGUGACGCUCGACCUGACGUACACCUCUGACCUGGCGCACUUCGACUUCGACACGGACAUGGCGCCGCUGGCGGUGGCGCGCGCCAUGGCGCGCGAGCCUUGGAGCCGCGAGUUCUUCGCGCGGCUGCGCGACGCCCACCAGACGCACUACGAGCAGAUCGGCACGACGGAGGGCACAGUGACCGUCGACGGCCGGCCGCACGCGCUGCGCGUCACCGGCAUGCGCGACCAUAGCUACGCACGCUGCCGCGACUGGACGCGCCUCCACCGCUACGGCCUGCACACGCUGAUCGUGGAGGACGGCACCCGCGCGCAGGUCGGCGUCGUCUCGCAGCCGUACUCGUUCUCGCGGAUCGAGCUCGGGUACGUGUACCGGCCGGACGGCUCGCUGCACGCGCUGGAGUGGUGCGACCUCGAGCUGGGCUACCACGGCGAGCAGGGCGCCGAGCCGCGCGACUACGGCUUCAGCUUCGGCGCCGGCGGCCGCACCUACCGCGUGCUGGUCAAGGUGGAGGAGAGCCACACGGUGUUCAUCGGCUGGAGGUGGGAGGCGCGCGUGCUGGAGCGCCGCUGCACGUACCGGGUCAACGGGGUGGCGGCGCACGGCGUGUCCGAGUGGUACUACCGGCACCGGGGCGGUAGGCCGGCGGAGUACGCAGCCGAUGACCCCGCCUGGGCGCGGGACAUCGAGAAGUGAUCCUAACCCCGACCCCAAGAUAUCGAGAAGUGAUGCUGACUUGAACGCACUACAGUUUAUCUAUCUACAGUUAGAACGCACUACAGUUUAUCUAUCAUAUUGCGAAGCAGCGUGACGCAGCGAAGCGCCGCGCAUGCGCAGGAGCCACCGCCGUGUAGCCUUGGUGGGACGAUCGUCUUAAGGUCCGGAGAUUAAUGCCGCAUUUAAGACGCAGGCGGCUGUUUACGCGAACGCGAUAGGCGUAACCCCGAUGUCAAUAAAGCGAGCGUUGCCAAGACCCACAACAUUCGUUGCUCUGCCACUUGGGUGUUUCGUGUAAGUAGCCGAUGUACCGAAACCUUACACCGCCACGAAGGCUCAGCUGUCACAGACAAAUCGGGAAAGUCGAAUGUUUGACUUCUGGUGCAUUUAGGCGAAAGUCUUGGUGGAACCAUGUCGCACCACGCGCUGAUACUUAUCUGCAUGAAGA